AUGUCAAGUAAGGGCAGAAAAAAACGAAAUACUCGUAGGCAAAGGUAUGAGGACAAUGAGGAGGAUGCCCAAAGUGAAUUCAACUACAUGUCAGAAAGGGAUUCUAGAAAGACUGAAGAUUUGCAUGGUCUUGCAAAAACGUGUGCAUGGGGUGAACUGAACGAUGAGAUGGUGCUUCUGGUCCUCAUUAUUGGUAUGAAAGAUGAGGCUCUAAGUGAUAGACUCCAGCUGGACUCUCAAUUGACUCUGGAGAAGGCGAUUAAUACCUUGCGCCAACACGAGGAGCUAGAACGCCAAAAACGUGAGCUCGCCAAUACUAAUGUUUUUAUGGUGAAUCAAACUUCAAUACAAGUUGGUAAAACAAAUCUGUCUGAAAGAGCUGGUGAACAGAAAUUCACCGAGGAUGCUAUGAGAAAAAAGUGCAGGAAAUGUGGUUAUAACUGGCACGGAUCACUGGCCGAAUGCCCUGCUAGGAAAGCCAAAUGUGACAAAUGUUCCGAGAUUGGACAUUUUUUUCGAUGUUGUCCCUCCCGCGAAAAGUGGAUGAGAAAAAACAAAAACGCUGUUAAGGAAAUCGAACAGCAAGAUUCAGACAGUGGUUAUCAACAGGUUCCUGAGAUUUUCAUAGGGAAUAUAGACAGCAGUGACAAAGCCUGGGUCCAGGAGGUAAAAGCAAGCUGUGGAAACCAAGAUUUAGGUCUUAUAAAAUUUAAACUUGACACAGCAGCUGAUGUAACCAUGAUUCCUGUAGGAGUUCUUGGUGAUUUUAUUAAGACUCUGCCUCUAGGAAAGUGCAAAUCCCCUGUGUUUAGCGCAAAGAAGAAAGAACGAAUCAAUAUUUUGGGAACUUUAAGGCUAAAGCUUGAACAUAAGGGUGUAUCAGUUUAUGAUCUUGCGUAUAUUUCUGAGGAGAUCACUGGUCCACUUCUUAGCAGACGUUCCUGUGAAGAGCUGAACCUGGUGAGGAGAAUUUUUUCUGUAGAUUCACAUGAUAUUGACUGGGCUACUAAGUAUCCUAAUUUAUUUCAAGGGCUGGGAAAUAUGAAAGGAGAGUACAAGAUUGAAAUGAAGGAGAAUGCAGUUCCUUACGCUAUAUCCACCCCCAGGGUUGUACCAAUACCUUUAAAAACCAAGGUGAAAGAGCAGUUAGACGAUAUGCUUGAGAAAGGAGUGAUUGUUCCAGUUGAACACGCGACUGAUUGGUGCGCACCAAUGGUAGUUUGCGCAAAAAAGGGAGGUGGGGUUAGGAUCUGCGUAGACCUAUCCAAACUCAACAACAGUGUGAAACGUCGGUUUUAUCCUAUCCCAAAGAUCGAACUUUCAUUGGCCGAGAUCGCGGGAGCCAAGUACUUCAGCAAGAUCGAUGCGAAUUCCGGGUUCUGGCAACUGAACCUUGCAGAGGAGUCACAAGAUUACACAACAUUUAUCACCCCUUUUGGGAGGUAUAAAUUCCGUAAGUUACCUUUUGGAAUUACGUCCGCUCCUGAAGAGUUUCAGCGCCGCAUGUCAAAAGCUUUAGAAGAGGCAAAGAACUGUUUAGUGCACAUUGACGACUGUCUGAUAUGGGGAAGAACGAAAGAAGAACACGACGAGUGUCUUAGGGCCGUUCUAGAGAGAGUGCAAGCUAAUGGAAUCACCUUGAAUAAGCAGAAGUCGGAGUUCUGCAAGAAGACUGUGACAUUUCUGGGGUUUGUGCUGUCUAAGGACGGAAUCAAGCCUGAUCCAAGCAAGGUACAAGCGAUUGUGGACUUACCAGCUCCAAGAAACGCUAAUGAAGUACAAAGAUUCAUGGGCAUGAUCACUUUUCUGGCAAAAUUUAUUCCGAACCGCAGAAAAGACCUUGCCAUAGCAGAUCUACUAUCAAGAAGUCCUAUUCCGGCUGACGAAGAUGGCGAAUUGACCGAAGAAGUGGAAGCCUUCGUCCACGAAAUCAGUCUGAUUAGUAUAAACACUACAGAUGAAAAUGUGACAAAGGAGUGGGGGUUCUCCACAUUCAGAAGUAGUCCCCACCACCAUCAGGGAAAUGGGGCAGCUGAAGCAGCUGUGAAAGUAGCAAAAGGGCUAAUGAAGAAAAACAAGGAUAAAUUUGAACUUGCCCUACUUUCUUACCGGACCUCACCUCUUGAAACCGGCUUUUCCCCAUCUGAACUUAUGUUUGGAAGGAAAUUAAGAGACAAUCUUCCAUCUACUUUGGUUGGAAAUCCUGUGGAAAAUAAGAAUUUUCUUGAGAGGGAGAAUAAGUACCAGAAUAAGUACAAGAUACAAUUUGAUAAACGACAUGGAGCGAGUGGUUUAAGUGAAUUAGAAGUUGGAAGCAUGGUAUGGAUCACAGAUCUACGUCGACACGGUAAGGUAGUCAGGAAAUUGAACGAACCACGUUCCUACCUUGUGGAAACUGACAAGAGAACUAUUCGCCGAAACAGGAAGUUCUUAGUUCCUGCACCGUACUACGGAGGAGAUGGAAUUCUUUCAAACUGUUCAUCCAUGGUCCUUAAUCGUCCAUGCAACUCACGUGAUCGUCCAGGAGCUGGCACAGUAACCCGUUACGGAAGGUCCAUUAAGAAACCGAGGCGGUACUGA
This is a messenger RNA of Macrosteles quadrilineatus (aster leafhopper), 2580 nucleotides long. RefSeq lists its product as uncharacterized. The coding region runs from base 1 to 2580 and encodes 859 amino acids. Gene Ontology annotation, molecular function: nucleic acid binding. The record is from RefSeq and is a predicted model, not a curated record. The transcript is spliced from 4 exons. NCBI's taxonomy places the organism in Eukaryota, Metazoa, Arthropoda, Insecta, Hemiptera, Cicadellidae.